Messenger RNA from Didymosphaeria variabile, 1881 nucleotides. RefSeq lists its product as uncharacterized. Gene Ontology annotation, molecular function: phosphorelay sensor kinase activity; protein binding. NCBI's taxonomy places the organism in Eukaryota, Fungi, Ascomycota, Dothideomycetes, Pleosporales, Didymosphaeriaceae. Gene Ontology annotation, biological process: phosphorelay signal transduction system; phosphorylation. The transcript has a single exon. The coding region runs from base 1 to 1881 and encodes 626 amino acids. The record is from RefSeq and is a predicted model, not a curated record.
AUGCCCGUGAUGGUCUGGACAACGACACCUGACGGUACGCACGACUGGUACUCGCAACGUUGGUACGAUUACACUGGCCAGACCGUCGAGGAGUCCCUAGGGGAGGGUUGGAGAGAUGCAUUUCAUCCAGAGGAUAUGCCGACAACUGCUGAGCGCUGGUCUCGAUCCCUUCGAACUGGCGAAGAGUACAUCACGGAGUACAGGGCAAAGCGACGCGACGGGGUUUGGCGCUGGAUGCUUGGGAGAGCGGUUCCUUCUUAUGACGAUGAUGGCAACAUCAAAAGGUGGUUCGGUACCUGCACGGAUAUUCAUGAUCUCGUGGAAGCUCGACAAGCGGCACGGCAGACGAAAGCGCAACUCCAGCGGGUUAUUGAACAUGCGAAGGUUACGCUUUGGGUCGUCAAUAGGAAAGCUGAGAUAAUCAUGAUGGAGGGAGACAUGGUUGGAGUUGGGAACGCGAAGGUGGAUGAACAGGCUAUUGGAAAGAACAUCUACGACUAUUUUGGCGACCUCGACCGGUGGCGGAGACCAAUUCAGGAACUCCUACAGGGCAAAGCGCAGGAUGAGAUCAUGGAAAGGGUCAAGGAUGAUCGAUACUACCGUACAAGAUUGGUGCCCUUAUACAAACGGUCAAGGGCUGGUGGCAAAGAGGGGGACGCAUAUAUCGACGGGGUCAUUGGGAUUUCGAUGGACGUCUCUGACGUACAAAUCAGAGAAAACAAGCUCAAAGAGCAAGGACAAGAAAACAGUAGACUGUUAGCUAACGCAGCCGCAGCGAAGGAGGCAAGUCGGAUGAAGAGCCAAUUUCUUGCGAACAUGUCGCACGAAAUCAGGACACCCAUCGCAGGAGUUAUAGGGAUGAGUGAUCUUCUGCUGGACAUGAACCUGGACGAGGAGCAGAAAGAGUGUGCCGAGAAUAUUCAACGAUCCGCAAACGGGCUACUGGCCGUAAUCAACGACAUCUUGGAUUUCAGCAAAGUUGAAUCAGGACGCCUGGACAUUGAGGAAGUGCAAUUCAGUCUGUCAGUCGUGCUGCGAGAUGUCAACAAGAUGAUGUCCUUUGCAGCACAGCGAAAGAACAUCGCGUAUGAAAGCGCUGUGCACCCAGAAAUUGAUAGAGAUCUGAGAGUGAUGGGAGACCCGGGGCGCUUAAGGCAGAUUCUGACGAAUGUAUUGACGAAUUCCAUCAAGUUCACGAGCGAGGGGCAUGUCCGUCUCAUAGCCUCAAUUACCGCCGAGACAAAGGAGACGGUCACUGUACGAUUCGCCGUCGAAGAUACGGGAAUCGGCAUAGAAGAAGACGUCCGAAAGCGACUUUUCCAACCCUUCAGCCAGGCCGAUUCCUCAACCGCGCGACGUUUUGGUGGGACAGGAUUGGGAUUGACGAUUAGCAAGAACCUUGUGCAGCUAAUGCGGGGAGACAUUGGCCUGGAAUCGGUACUCGGGCAAGGUACCACCGCAACGUUCUGGAUUCCCUUCAGCAAAGCGCCAUACCAGGACGACGGAUCGCCGCUGAUCGAUCUUUCAUCAAUCCCGGAUCGCCUGCAGUCGGAUGUGUCAGUGUCUUGCGGAAGUUCUGAAGAUCUCACUCCGCCACAGACUCCCAAGCUGCAUAACGGGUCUAUCAAGACGCAUGGUCGGGGAGAAUCGACGCCGUCGGUGCUUAGUUCAUCCAUCCCCGAUCAUUUGAUUACUCUACCUGAGAGCGAGAGGAAGAAGGUACAGGUUCUAGUCGUUGAGGACAACCACAUCAAUCAGCAGAUCGCUCUGAAAACCAUCAGAAAACUACAUUUCAGUGUAACGGCAGUCUGGAACGGAAAGGAGGCAUUGGAUUAUCUCGCGAAUUCUAACAAUCCUCGACCGGACAUCAUCCUCAUGUAA